AUGGGUUGCGUCAUACGCGAAGCCACAGUAGAGGAUUGCGAACAAAUUAUGAGUCUGAUACAGGAAAUUGCUGCUUAUCAUCACUUAGAGCAUGACGUAACGAUAAAUUCAGAAGUUUUAAAAGCGGAUGGCUUUGGCGCAAACUCCUUCUUCAAAUGCUUACUGGCUGAACAGCCUGCGGAAAAUGGAAGUAAGCCAGUUCGCCCCAUCGGCUAUGCCCUCUACUAUUUCGGAUACAGUGUGAACCACGGACGGAUGCUUUAUUUGGAAAACCUAUACGUUGUGCCUGAAUUAAGAAGCAAAGGAAUUGGAAUGAAACUGAUGAAGAAAGUUGCAGAGGUCGCUCUGGCCGCCGGCUGCAAGGAAAUCAAAUUUGUGACGGUGGAAUGGAACCAAGGAGCGAAGGACUUCUAUGACCGGAUGGGUGCCCACGAUACUACAGAGUCCAUGCAAUGGCACUGCAUGGAGCUGGGCUGGGACAGCUUGCAAAGGCUGGCUGGGAAUUAA
This is a messenger RNA of Anolis sagrei ordinatus, 507 nucleotides long. Lineage: Eukaryota; Metazoa; Chordata; Lepidosauria; Squamata; Anolidae. The record is from RefSeq and is a predicted model, not a curated record.